UAUCCGAACAGUGACCUGCGCACUAAGAGACAUUUAAUGCUAAGCACGGUGACGUGCUUUCGCAAAGGUCGUAGUUUUCCCGUCAUCUUUUGUAGUUUUUGCGCCUAAUUUUCGCCAUGGAUAGAAGUCAAACGCCUCCGUCGUCACCCUUCAACUUCUACGGUGCCCAGGACCCGUCCAUGAACGUUCCAUUGACAUCAUCAGGUUCCUCAUUUUCACCAUACCUCAACAUUGAUCCAUCAUACUUGAAUCAGGGAGGAUCAGAAUUCAUUUUCCCAACAGAAAAAAGAACGCGGGGCAGAUUUGAGCUGGCUUUUUCACAGAUUGGCAGUUCUGUGGCAGCUGGAGCAGUCUAUGGAGGAGUGAAUGGUCUGAGACUAGGGUUGAGUGAGACAGCAGAGCUAGCAUGGAGUAAACCUAAAUAUGUUCAGCUGCUGAACUUGACAUUGAAGAGAGGUGCAGCUACAGCUAACACACUGGGUGUCGUAGCCCUUUUCUACAGUGCAUUUGGUGUACUGUAUUCAUCAUCCCUGUUCUUUGAUGUCGAUGAUGAGAGAUCAACCCUUUUGGCAGGAACAUCAACAGGACUUCUGUUCAAAUCUACAGCUGGACUGAAGGGCAUGGCGAGAGGGGGAGGGAUCGGGUUGGGACUGGCGGCGCUCUGGUGUGUGUGGCAGAACAGGGACAGGGUCAAGUCGUCACUAGGGGUGAACCAAACAUUGUAGGAAAAAAGCUCCAGGCAUUUUAAAAGAAAUAUCUUUUGUUGCUUCUUUGUUAUUUGGACUUCCGUACAUUGUUCCCAAAGACACAUUGAAGUUAUAAUCCCUUCAAAAAGAUGUACUUGUGUAAAAAUAUUGUAGAAGAUAAGACCUUUACCACUCAGUUUGCAAUUUGAGCGAAUUUGUCUCUAUUGUAUAGUCCAUUCUCCAUUUCCAAGAUGUUUAGCCCUUUCUCACCAGACCGGAGCAGUCGGAAAUGUAUACUAGUACUGUGCAGAGUAAAUAACAAUCAAUGAACAAUGUAUAGGAUUUCUUAUAGUUUUUUUUUUUCAAUCUUUGGGGUUAAACUUCAUCUUGUAGUCAUACAAGUAACAUGAACCAAGAAAAAAUUGACUACAAACAUCCAGGGUUCUAACUUUCUUCUUAUCUUGUCUUUUUUCUUGUUGAAAUAGCCAGCAUAAGUGUCUCAAAUAAUUUGCUGUAUGUACAUGUGAUAUUUAGGAUACAGCAGUUACUGUGUGGAUACAGACACAAAGUAAAGUGCAUAGUGUUUGAAUCAUUGCUUCAGGAAAAAGAGACUUAGAAAGAGAAAAAUAGCAAGAAACUGAAGAGAAAUGUACAACA
Branchiostoma floridae (Florida lancelet) is the source of this 1343-nucleotide messenger RNA. Its product is annotated as mitochondrial import inner membrane translocase subunit Tim23-like. Gene Ontology annotation, biological process: protein import into mitochondrial matrix. Bases 117 to 725 code for a protein of 202 amino acids. NCBI's taxonomy places the organism in Eukaryota, Metazoa, Chordata, Leptocardii, Amphioxiformes, Branchiostomatidae. The transcript has 7 exons. Gene Ontology annotation, cellular component: TIM23 mitochondrial import inner membrane translocase complex; mitochondrial inner membrane. Gene Ontology annotation, molecular function: transmembrane protein transporter activity. The record is from RefSeq and is a predicted model, not a curated record.